Acomys russatus (golden spiny mouse) is the source of this 491-nucleotide messenger RNA. It is a transcript of the gene Smim32, whose product is annotated as small integral membrane protein 32. The record is from RefSeq and is a predicted model, not a curated record. Lineage: Eukaryota; Metazoa; Chordata; Mammalia; Rodentia; Muridae. The coding region runs from base 180 to 491 and encodes 103 amino acids. The transcript has a single exon.
UGAGCAUUUGGACCAGCGGAUGCUCCCUGGGCUCUCAGACCUCGCCACUAGCCAGGCACCGAUUCCCCCGCGGGUGCACGCAGCGGGGCGGGAGGGGAGAGCCAUGGAAGCUAUGAGCAGCGCCAGUGAGCAGCAACAGAAGUAAGGUGGUCCUGCCUGGUCGGCGGGACCCGCGGAUCAUGUACGGCGACGUGUUCAACGCCACCAGCGGCCCGGAGGCGGCGGGAAGCGGCGCGCUGGCUCCUGGAGCUACAGUCAAGGCAGAGGGUGCUUUGCCGCUGGAGCUAGCCACAGCGCGCGGAGUGCGGGACGGCUCGGCCACCAAGCCUGACCUGCCCACCUACCUGCUGCUCUUCUUCCUUCUGCUGCUGUCUGUGGCGCUCGUUGUCCUCUUCAUCGGCUGCCAGCUGCGCCACUCGGCCUUUGCUGCGCUGCCCCACGACCGCUCGCUGCGCGACGCCCGUGCGCCCUGGAAGUCGCGGCCGGUUUAG